Molecule: messenger RNA, 1416 nt
Organism: Blumeria graminis f. sp. triticale
Lineage: Eukaryota; Fungi; Ascomycota; Leotiomycetes; Helotiales; Erysiphaceae
Source: the annotation of a GenBank genome assembly
AUGGACGAUACCAAAUCAAACCAGCCCUUGAAAGGAAUAUUUAUUGGGGAUUUUAUUCAUUGCAGAAGUUUAGAUGAUCUGGAAUUCCUUGUAGACACAGCUGUUUGUGUUGACGAGAAGGGCUGGAUUGUCAUGGUCGAAAGAGAAGUUUCAGACCAAAUAAAAGCGAAAAAGAUCUUGCUACCAAGGCUUAGUUGGAAGGAGGAUGAAGUAAUAUUCAAAGUGGCUUGUAAAGGGCAAUUUUUUUUCCCCGGAUUUAUAGCACCCACAGAUACCCAUAUUCACGCACCGCAAUAUCCUAACGUCGGCCUCUUUGGCAAGACUUCGCUACUUAGUUGGCUCGAAAACUACACAUUUCCCUCUGAGGCUUCGCUCAAAGAUCUAGAUACUGCUAGAAAAGUUUACACACGCUGCAUACAACGCUCUCUAUCCAAUGGUACCACUACCGCCGCCUACUUUGCCACCAUAGAUGUCUCCGCUACCAAUCUUCUUGCUGACAUUUGUUUUGCCAAUAGCCAACGAGCAUUUAUUGGUAGAUGCUGUAUGGACUCCGCCGUAAACCCCAUAACUUACCGAGAUGCCUCAUACGAGACCUGUCUGGCAGAUACACGUGCAACUAUUGAUCAUAUUGCAAGCAUUGAUCCGACGAAUAGUCUCAUAAUGCCAAUUAUCACACCUCGAUUUGCUCCCUCUUGUUCUACGGAGGCAAUGAAUAGUCUAUCUUUUCUACAAAAAGAAACAAACCUGCCGGUUCAGACGCACAUCUCAGAAAACCGGGAUGAAAUUGCCCUUGUAAAGCGACUUUUCCCUCAACACACAACUUACGCCGAGAUUUAUGAUGAGCAUGGCUUACUGUGCGAAAAAACCAUCCUUGCGCACGCUGUUCACCUGACUGAAGCUGAAGCUGACCUCAUAAAAAUUCGCAACUGCAAAAUCUCUCACUGUCCCAUCAGUAACUCCGCCCUCGGCUCAGGAGAAGCUAGAGUUAGAUGGUUAUUGAAAAAAAGCUUGGAAGUGGGAUUGGGUACAGAUGUGAGUGGAGGCUACAGCAUCAGUAUCUUGGAAGCCGCGAAGCAUGCCCUUUUGGUAAGUCGACAUGUCGCCAUGAGUGGUGACGAGGAGGCAAAGUUGAGUGUUGCCGAGGUGCUAUACCUUGCUACACGAGGCGGUGCAAAGGUGGUUGGGUUGGAGAAAGUUGGUACUUUUGAAGUCGGUAUGUCAUGGGACUCACAGCUGGUUGGUCUCGCUACUGUUGGUGAAGAUGGAGUGGCGCCAACUUGGGAGGAUGGAAAGGUGGACAUAUUCGGCUGGGAAGGGAUUGAGGCUCGCUUAGAAAAGUGGCUUUUCAAUGGUGAUGAUCGGAACACCCUCGCGGUCUGGGUGCAAGGAAGAUUGGUCCACUCACGUGAAGGGUAA